Coregonus clupeaformis (lake whitefish) is the source of this 2119-nucleotide messenger RNA. RefSeq lists its product as uncharacterized. The record is from RefSeq and is a predicted model, not a curated record. Lineage: Eukaryota; Metazoa; Chordata; Actinopteri; Salmoniformes; Salmonidae. The coding region runs from base 1053 to 1973 and encodes 306 amino acids. The transcript is spliced from 2 exons.
CAUUUUAAUUAUUGUGAUUCAUGGUGUAAGGUUAGAUUACAGGUAUGUAUUGAUUGGAUUUCAUUUUUCCCUCUCACUCUUUAGAGCAUAGUGGACAGUGGAUGAUAGCCAGAGCAGUAGAGGCAGACAGUGAAGAAAUAGUUCCCAAGCCGUACAUGAGAGACCUAGUUAUGUACGAUGUAUUCAACCAGCUAGAUGAGGAGAGAGUGGGAAAUCAGCUGGUUCUCUCCUCUCUCUCAAGGGCUCUCAAUGAACUUAAGAAGGACAGGGCUUUUUGGAGGUCAAUGAGAGAGGGGGACGAUAAAUUAAUGAGGGAAAACAAGAGAAUGAAAGGUGAGAUGAAAAAGAAAAACAUGAGGAACUUUAACAGUGCCAAAGAACAGAGGGCAGAGAGAAAGAGGGAAAGGAGGAGGGAGAGGAACUGUGAUGUGACUAAAUGGAUGUCCUCCCUGUCCGGAAUGGAAAGUUCCAUUAUAGGACUCCGUCCCAGGCCUCCGUCCCGGCCACUGCUCAGAGAACCAGUCUUAACCAGAACCAGCUUCAGCCGUACCGACGCCAGAAACAUAGAGGUUAGGGAGAUGAUCCUGCAAAGGAGCCACAUUGCCUACAAGAUCAAGUGCCUGCAAUGCCGGAAAGCGGCUGCUGAGGGGUUGACACUGACUGAGGGAGGUGGAGGGCCUGAGGCUAUGGGUGACGGAGAGACAGUGAUGGACAUUACAGGGCAAAGUAAGAAAGCCUCAAAGGGCAAGGGGUCAAAGGGCAAAGAGAGUGGAGGAGGGGAAGGUAGUGAGUGGGCCAAAUUAGGUCUGGAGGAAAUUGCGGAGACAGAUGACAGGAAUAAAGAGAAGAAAACCAAAGUACGGACAGGACAGAGAAGUAAGGACAAGCGAAGAGAGGAAAGAGAGAGACAAAGAUGUCGUAAGGAAACAGAUUUGAUCUCAGACGAAUUAGCUAGAAUGGACAUAGAAAAAAUAGAUGGAGAGAAACAGGAUGAGACUGUGAGCAAGAUCUCUUGAGGAAAAGACUUCUAACAAAAAUAUGGUAGAAAACAGAUGAAAGAAAAGACAAAUAGAACAAUUGUACUUACUGAUGAGGGAGUGAUGAGCAAAGCAUCAGGGGAAAGAGAAGAAGAGGCUAGAGAGGAGAAUGCUAAGACAUUUCAAGAGAGCUUAAAAGUCCAGGAGGUCAGAGAUGGAGAGGAAGGUCCUACAGGAAGAAAGUUAGAGCAUCAGGAAGCCAGAGAGAGUGUGGAGACACAAAACAGUGAUGGAUAUGUACAAUUGAGAGAGAUUUGUAAAAGAAAGGAAGUGGAGGUAGAGGUUACAAAAAUCAAUACCUCCUGUGAUGAAACGUCCAUCAUGGUUCUGGCGAGCCAAGCCCCUGGUAGGCCUAUGACAGCCUCCCAAACUCCAUUGAAGGGCAAAGGAAAGCAACAACGCAACCUUCCGUACAAGAGAAAGGAAGGACUUCAAGAAGAGAUCAAUUCAAAGGGUGAAGUGCUUGAGGGUGGAAGACAAGUUAACUUCCUUGAGUGCCAGGCACAGGAACAGAGAAGUCUGGGUGAGUUGGGCGAGGUUGCAGGCUUCUGGAGGAAGGAGAAAAAAGGCCACAAGGACAAAGACAGAGAGGGCAAGGAGGAGAAAGCCCGAGAGGGUCAGACAUGGCAAAACCAGGGGGGAAAUGGCAGGGAUCCAUGGAAUGGAGAGACAGAGCGGGGUGGAGGUGGUAGGCGUAGAGGAGCUAGACAGAGGGGAAAACAGUUGCAGCUUUUUUCUAAGAAGCAAAGGCAAAUACACAGCAACUGGAAUGACCGCCAUCCAUCAGAGAGCAGCUGUGACUGGAGGAGCAGGGAGGAAGAAGGGCCUGAGAAACAUGUUGAGAGUAGGAUGGACAGGCAGAGAGGUGAGAGGCCUCCGAAGGGGGAGAAGAGCCAUUACUCAGCUAAAGGGAAGAAAUACAUUGAUGUGUGUUAAAUAAAUAAAUAGUAUUUCUGAUGUCAGAAAUUGGUUUAUAUAAGUUAUUGAGAAGUACAGGCACAUCAAUGCAUGGGGAGUUCAGAGACGCAGCCAUGAAAUUACAAGAGAACGAUUAAAGAGUACACAUGAUUCAGACAACAGGA